CGGUGAGUGCAGGGUCGGGCCUGGUUGCAAUCUUCAGGGGAGCGGAGGCGGGGCCGGCGAAGAGCCGGAGCUGCGCGGGACACUUGGUGCCCCACGCAGCUGCCCGUGGGUAAGGACGGCCCUGCCGGGAGGGAACCGCUAGGGCGGAGCAGCUUCCCCCUCCCCCUGCCGCAAAGGAAGCCGCCGCUACAGCCCGCUCCGCCCCUCCACGUGAGCUCCCUGCCCCGGGUCCCUGCUCUCCGCCUGGCCGCUCCAGAGAGGCGCGGAGCUGGGGAGGGCGCAGCCGACCAGUGUCUAGGUAGCAGCAGCGCUCGGCCCUCGCCUCCUGCCCUGGGGGUGUCUCGGGCUAGACACGGGGCAAGGCCUCCCCCUUCCUCCCGGGACCAUGAGACUCUCCGCGGGGGCUGCCAGCCCUUUGCACGCUGCGGCGCUGCUGCUGCUCGCCGCCGCCUGUCUCUCCGCGUCCGGGACUACAAAUACAUCCAUUCCAACCACAAUCACACAAUCCACUUCAAAUACUUCAGCAAGUGGCAUAAAUGUCACUCGCACGACUACAUUGGGUUCUACCAAAACAACCGCCCCCCAGACCACCACCACCAGCACCACCAACCUGACAACCACCACCAGCACCACCAACCUGACAACUAUAUCAACCACCACCUCAAAACUCACAACAACCAUACAAUCAACAGCCAGUGUCACAGUGACCACUUCCAAGACUAUGUCUCCUUCCAGCUCCGUAACAGCCACGCCCAAAUCUGCAACUGUGCUAGCCAGAACUUCCAGAUUUGAUGUGGGCAGUUUUUUCGGUGGCAUUGUGCUGACACUUGGAAUGUUAGCCAUUCUCUACGUUGGAUGUAAAACAUAUCACUCAAGAAGAGGUGUUCAGUACAGAACCAUUGAUGAACAUGAUGCUAUCAUUUAAAGAUACUUCAGAGAAGACAUGGGGAAAUUCCACCCGAUCACUGCUUUUAGAACAUCUGUUUGAAAAAGUUUUUUUCCUUUCAUAUAGUCCCAGUCUCUAAUUCAUUCAUAGAUCUGAUCCCGCACAGUGUCAAGAUCUUCCCAAGCACCCUGAGCUCCCAUUUAUUUCAAUGGGAGCUGGAGGAAGUUAGUACUUUGAGAAACAUGCCCUGUUGUUGAUGCAAUUAAAAAAAAAAUCCUUUAAAGUUUGUUACCUAAUGAUGAACUGAAAUGCUUUUUAAAAUAAAUGCAUAGAAACUUUGAGAUACCAAAUCAUUACCAUAAUAUACCACGUAACAUUACAAUUGUGAAUACAUUUGAUUAUUGCCUACAUACUCCAUAAAUGUGGAUGGUUCUACGCUGGGUACAACAGGCUGACUUUGCUACUGUUUUGUAUUAAAAUGUAUUUAUUUGUAACUUGAAACUUGAGAUGAACUUUUGUUAAUGAUUUGGGAACCUCAGACUUUGUUUUUUAACAAAAAUAUUUCAGUUCAGUGCUGAUGAAAGUAAAGGGAUGUGAGAUUGUUCCAAUUUAUCAAAUUACAAUUUAUAAUGUUGUAAACUAUCCAGAACAGGAUGAUAGAAAACGUACUUAAAAUAUGGUCUACCGAUGAUCGGUGAUCUGUGAGCAUAUUCCUUGAUGGGUCUGCCCAGAGACUACUGUUCAUAGUGGGGGGGACACAUUUUAAACGUUCUGGUGGUAUGCAGCGGGGUUCAGGGCAGGGCAUAUCAACCCUGGCAGAAAUCUGAGGGGGCACAUGACCCUAUGUGCUUCUUCCACCACAUUGUCUCUGGGUCUGCAGAAUAAAAUAUAGUGAGAAUCAAGCUGUGGGGAACUGGGAAGGGGAGGAGAUACAGUCUAUGCGAGUACUUGUCUCUUAUGAAGUGGUCUAUAAGUUGAAAUGGGCUAGAUAAUCAUUGUAAUAUACAGGUUUUAUUUAGAAUUAAAUUAGUAGUUCAUAUCCAGCAAGUCACAAUGGUAUGAUUGAGAUAAACUGUAUUUUUUUUUUUAAAGGUUUGCCUCCUACUGUGAAUAUGAAGAUUUCCACUGAAAAUUGUUCUAGCUUGAAUGUAAUUUAAAAUCCCUGCUUUGUUUUAUUCGGAAGCUUUAUACAGGGUUUCUAGUAGGAUUUUAGGAAGAGUUGGGAAUAACUCUCCAAAUGCAAAUGGUAAAAUAUAUAUCUAUGCCCUACAUUCUUAGCAUUGUUUGCAGGACCUGGUGCUGCUGUACUAACACAUUAUGAUCUAGUCCAGGGAUGGCCAACCUGUGGCUCCAGAGCCACAUGCAGCUCUUCAGAAGUUAAUAUGCGGCUCCUUGCAUAGGCACCGACUCCGGGGCUGGAGCUACAGGUGCCAACUUUCCAGUGUGCUGUGGGGUACUCACUGCUCAACCACUGGCUGUGCCACAGGCCCUGCACCCAAUCCACCUCUUCCUGUCCCCUCCCCUCAGCCUGCCAUGCCCUCGCUCCCCCCCCCCCCCCCCCAAACUUCUGCAUGCCCCGAAACAGCUGAUUGGGAGGUGCAGGGAGAGAGGGGGAGGUGCUGAUCAGCAGGGCUGCCGGUGGGUGGGAGGCGCUGGGAGCGGGGGUGGGAGCUGAUGGGGGGGGCUGCUGAUGUAUUACUGUGGCUCUUUGCCAAUGUACAUUGGUAAAUUCUGACUCCUUCUCAGGUUGGCCACCCCUGAUCUAGUCAAAAGUCCAUUGAAGUCAAUGAAAAGACUCCCAUUGGGUGAUAUCAAUGGACUUUGAAUCAGAUCUUUAUUUCAUUGGGAGUCAUAUGCAAGAGGCCUGAGACUGAUUUCUAAUUCCCUUCCCGUUUACACUGGUGUAAUUGUAUUGACUUCAGUGGAUGUAGUCCUGAUUUACACUGUUAUAAGAAGAUCCGAGUGAGGCUCAAAGACUACAAAUUUGGAGUUCCUUUAGAUUAUUUCAGCAGCAAUGAGCUAAUGUUCAAUCCCAGUCAGUUUCCCUUUGCAGCUGGCCCUGUAUGGAAAAGUGCCUCUGAUGGAGAGCUGCGUUGAUGAUUACUACUAACUAUAAUUCACCAUCCAAGACACAACCACAUAAAUAUUAGACAGCUAUUGAAAAGUUUGCCCAGGGGCAUUUUUGCAUGCAAGAUGGACAGUACUGUGUCAUGCAGCACUUUGGUGGAAACAGGUCUUAUACCAGUUACUAUUUUGUUUAGAAAUAUUUCACUCUUUUAAGUCUUGCACUUUCAGAGGAUUUUAUUUAAAAAAAAUAAAAAAAAAUCUGUUCUAAACAUAAAAUUCUUUCUGUAUAUGAUAAGACCUAGUCCUGCAAACCCUUCCUGCUGUGGGUAGUCCUUACUCACGCACUCCCUUUGCAAUCAGUACAAUUACUUGUUUGAAUAGUCCCAGGAGAAAGGGUUGGCAGGGCUAUGCCAUUAAAACUUUUUUUUUCUCUUGUUUAAAAAAAAAAAUUGAAAUAUUUUAAGUGUUUGUUAAUUUCACUGUCUUUUUCUUUUUAUAUGUAUAUAUAAAGAGUACAGCUAAACUUUACCAGUUUGCAAAUCAUUGUUCUACAGAAUUUUUUUUGUAGUUACCGAGAGUUUUACUGUAUUAAGUGCUACUCAGUAGAGUUACUGAGAUCCUCUGACCUCUGUUGUGCAGAUGAAUAAUAAAAUGAAAUGUUUGCCUUUA
This is a messenger RNA of Malaclemys terrapin pileata, 3622 nucleotides long. RefSeq names its product transmembrane protein 123 (gene TMEM123). The transcript has 6 exons. The record is from RefSeq and is a predicted model, not a curated record. The coding region runs from base 386 to 925 and encodes 179 amino acids. Lineage: Eukaryota; Metazoa; Chordata; Testudines; Emydidae. Gene Ontology annotation, cellular component: cytoplasmic vesicle.